UGAGUACGCACGGUUAGUCAGCACCAUGCAGCGCGCCCUUCUGUAAAAGAGUCAUAAAAGAUACUGCAUUUUUGACAACGACAAAACGACGAAAUCAAGAAUAUCUGUCACUUCAUUACAGAUACAAGAGAGAAACAAUGCUUAUUAAAAUAGUUCUCGAAUUAUCAAGUCGUAGAAACUAGAAAGGUUAUAUAAAGCCAGAUCCAAGCACUCAGGAAUCACCAACAUCCCACUCCACAACACCUACCCCAAAGUUACAGAACCCCCCUUCUAUAAAAACCCCCUUAAACACCUCCCUAAAUACCAUACCUAGGUACUGGAAUCCAACACAAUGUCAGAGGCCAUGAAAGCAAUAACGAUCCCCACCUUCGGCGGCCCGGAAGUCCUCUCCUACACAACCGUCCCCAAGUCCACCCCCAUCCUAGGCGAAGCACUAAUCCACGUCCGCGCCUUCGGCGUCAACCACGCCGAGAUGCACAUGCGCAAGGGUGAAUGGGACGAAUGGAACCCCAUUACAGGUCUCGAAUGCGUCGGUAUCGUUGAAACUUGUCCUGGGGGCGAGUUCCCCGUCGGUGCUAAGGUAGCGGGGGUGAUGGGAGGAUUGGGUAGAAGUCGACCAGGGAGUUACGGUGAAUUUGUUACUGUGCCGGUUGAGAAUGUUAUUUUAAUUGAGGAUACAAAAUUGCCUUGGGAGGAGCUUGCUGCGUUGCCUGAGGUGUAUUGUACGGCGUGGUCGUGCUUAUUCACUGUUCUGGAUUUACAGCGGGGAGAGACGCUACUGAUCCGUGGUGCGACGAGUACGAUUGGCCAGGCUGCGCUGAAUUUAGCUGCUGAUGCCAGUGCUUUAGUUACGGCGACUACGCGGCGAGAAGAAAGGCUUGAGUGGCUCCGAGGUAUGGGUGCUACGGACGCUGUUCUUGAACAGUCUGGCCUCGAUCAGCAGCUUCAGACCCGGCGCUUCGAUAAGACGUUGAAUCUUGUGGGAAAUCGUGUUCUACUGGAGUCUAUCCGACUGACCCGUACAGGAGGACGCAUGCUGCAAGCUGGCUGGUUAGGUGGACUGGCGCCGGUGGAGGAUUUUAAUCCUAUGGUGCAGAUGGAAUCUGGUGUUCAUUUCAGUUUGUUCCAUAGUAAAGUCCUCGGUACACCUGAUUUUCCCUUAUCAGCUAUCCCGCUGCAGGAUAUCGUGCGGAAGAUUGAGAAUGGAGUAUGGGAUGCGAAGCCUGCAAAGGUAUUUGAGUACGGGGAUAUUCAUAGUGCACAUAAGAUGUUGGAUUCGCAUGAUGCUGGUGGUAAAAUUGUUGUUAAGCAUUGAUGGGAAUGAGUUACCCGUAGCGAAGCUCAUAACAAUAACUCACUUGUAGAUACCUAGGUAUAUGUACUCGAAAAAAUAAACCAAGAAUCCUUACCGUAUAUUCUCGAAGUCCUUAAUCCGCCGGUAUAUACACAAAUGUGUCAUACGUUG
Messenger RNA from Hypoxylon trugodes, 1465 nucleotides. Its product is annotated as alcohol dehydrogenase zinc-binding domain protein. Gene Ontology annotation, molecular function: oxidoreductase activity. NCBI's taxonomy places the organism in Eukaryota, Fungi, Ascomycota, Sordariomycetes, Xylariales, Hypoxylaceae. The record is from RefSeq and is a predicted model, not a curated record. The transcript has a single exon. The coding region runs from base 332 to 1315 and encodes 327 amino acids.